CGCUUACAUGUAGGCAGCAGAUAGGUAGUGGUUUAGACUUUAGUAUUUUUAAUUUGUUACUGUGCCAUCUUUACCCGCUUUGACCACGUGGAAUAGAAUACAUGUACAAUGGCUAGAGAUGGAAGACUAAAAGCUAAAGUGGGGAAAGCUCGUCGCUGGAGGAAGGGGCAGAGUGGCGGCAGCAAUCCAGAGACCAAAAAGCACCGUCAAGCCGCCAAGGGACGGUUUAGGACUCACCUAAGUCAGCCUCUCACUCAUUCUUCUCUGACUGAGAAGGCACUGGCCUCUCACGAUGCAGCCACAAAGGGAGAGGAUGAUACCCUCAUGCUAGACAGAGCUGAUGAGAUUGAUUUGGAAGAAGACAAUGACAGUUUGACCUUGGCGUCCAUCAAGUCAGUGACAAGUGUUGCCACAGGCACCGUGUACAGUUUAAUGGAGACUGCUCAUCCGGUGUUCAGAAAGCUUAGGAGAUUCUGGAACUCCCCAGUUGAGAGUCACAAGGAAGUGUGUGCAGUGUUGGCUGCUGUGUCUGAGGUGGUCAAGUGCAAGGAAGGCAGUGACACUGAGACAGAGUACUUUGGAGCUCUCAUGACUGCACUAGAGACGUCAGAGGAUGAGAAAUCGGCCAUAGCCGUCAGCUUACUACUCAGUCUCAUCAUGCCAAAAGUUCCACAGCAAGUGCUCAUAGCCCAGUACAGCCCAGCCUGUAAGAUCCUCGCUGACCAACUGACUGCUUACGAGACCUCUAACUCUACCUCUCUGCUCAUAUCGCUGGUUAAGUGCCUAAGUGGUCUGCUAGAGGCACAAGGCCAGUACACUUGGCGUGAGGGAUACACUCAGAGGAUCUUCCAGCUCUUACUCAACUACACUAUCCAUCCAAAACCAAAGCUCCGUAAGUCUGCUCAGAACGGCAUCGUCUCCCUCUUGAGAGAGGGAACUCUGUCUGGUGACUUUCACCCAUCUACAAGUCUCGUUGCCAGACACUGCCGACACACUCUGGAAAAUGAUGGUCUGGAGUCAUCAACACUGCACAUACUGGGCAUGCUCAAAGAUUGCUUGGCCAAUUUUCCAACUCAGCAUGUGAAGUCGCUUUGUGAGUCCCUUCUCAAGCUAAUGACACUAGGAAACUCGAUGGUUCGAACUACUGGACUCAAAGUGCUCCAUGGAAUGUUUACCUCCAUUGCUGGACCCCAGGGGUUGAAUUCUGACCUCUGUGCACAGCUUGUCUCGGCUCUCUAUGUCUACCAGCCCAGCCUAAUUGAUGCUCAGUUACUGCAAGCAUGGCUCACAGUACUCCAGAGCGCGUACGUAAAGCUAUACAAUUUGACCCCUGACCUCUUUGUUGCCCACCUCCCCCGACUGUUUGUGAUCUGUGUACGGUGUCUCCUCUCAAACAAAGACACUGUCAAAGCAGCAGCUGCUUCUGUAAUGGAGACUUUUCUGAAGGAGUACGUUCCUCCCACCUUGGACCAGCUGAAGGUACAAGCUGAGUCGAGUGAGGCUGGAAGGUUGAAGGCUAAAAGCAACGAUGGUGACAACAUGACGACUGACUCUACCGUUUUGGUCACUUUAAAAACUAUGUUCAAGUCUUUGGAGGGUGGGCUCAAAUACAAGUACUGCACAUCAUGGGGCCAUGUGCUGAGAGUGUUUGCACUGUUCUACCAGGUGGUGGGGGGUCUACAACAGUGCCAAAGCUUUAUGACAAAGUCAUUGGUGACAAUCUGUGACCUAAGGGCUUCUCCCGAUUUCCACUUCAAAUCUGAUGUGGACACUGCCUUUGGAGCCGCUGUCGGGUCCAUGGGUGUAAGGGUUGUGCUUAAAGCCGUGCCUCUUCAGUUAGACCCGGAUCCAAAAGGUGUAGUUGGGUCUCAUGACUUCCCUCGUAGCUGGAUGCUCCCCGUGUUAAGAGACAACAUCAAUAAAGAUGAGCUUUCUUAUUUCAGUGACAAUUUUCUACAAUUGGCAGGCAAACUGAGAGCUAAAAGUAUGCAAGUAGCUCAGUCUGGCAACCCACUAGAAGGAAAGCUCUACGAUACUCUACAACACCAGAUAUGGUGUCUUCUUCCUGGUUUUUGCUCUGGGCCUGUGGACCUGUGCCAGUCAUUCGGUGGUAUUGCUCGUAUCCUGGGGACAGCACUCAAAGAGAAGGCAGAGCUUAGGCCGAUAGUGUGUCACGCCCUCAAAUUGCUCAUUGAGUGUAGCAAGGACAGUGAAGAGAACAGGAAGGAGCUUGCUCGUUUCUCCAAGAACUUCCUCCCCAUUUUAUUUGAGCUGUACGUCACCACUGCUGAUGAGUACAAAAGGGGCAGUGACAGAGAACCUUUGAUUGCCUGCAUUAGAGCCUACGUCUCCAUUACAGAUGAGCAGCUCCUCAGGACGUUUCUGACUAGUGCCCUGAGCAAGGUUGGGUCGGAAGAUGUUCCCACAUCCAGUAAACAGCUUCUUCUGGACCUGGUGCAGUCGUUCACCCCUCAACUCUCUGAAGGCUCUCUGGAUCAGGUCUACUUGACCAUAUCACCACUCUUAGAUGCUGGGAACAGUUCCAUGCAGAAGAAGGCCUAUAUAUGUCUCGAGUGUCUGCUCUCUUGCAAAAGCCCUGCCCAUCAAGCGUUCAUCACCCAUCACCUUGACAACCUGAGACAACUGCUGCUGGACUCCUUUUCCACCGCCAGCUCUGCCUCAAAGAAGCCUCGACUCAAGUGCCUCCUAUACAUUGUGGACCACCUCUGUCCGAAGAGCUCCGGCUUUAUUGCAGCCAUCUUACCAGAGGUUAUUCUGUGCACUAAAGAAGUGAAUGAGAAAACAAGAGUCAUCGCCUUCAAAUUGUUGAUCAGGAUGGGCUACGCUGCUCAGAGGUGCUAUCUUAAGAGUGCUGAAGACAGUGUCACGGACUACUUUGUGAAGGUGUUGGCGGGAUUGGCAGGCUCUACUCACAUGAUCUCUGCCACCAUACUCACUCUAUCCAGACUAGUAUAUGAGUUUCACGACCUACUGGGAGAUGACUUUGUGAAGAGACUGCUGUCCACUGUGUGUACGUUCCUGCGCUCCAAGACAAGGGAGGUGGUUCGCUCCACUCUGGAGUUCAUCAAGGUCACCAUCGGUGUGCUUCCUCCUGACGAAUUGCUCUCCCACCUUGAAGAACUGGUGAGUAAUAUCACAUCAUGGUCUGCCGACAACAGUUGUCACUUCAGGACGACAUCCCGGGACAUUCUCGAGAGGUUGGUGAGAAAGUUUGGCUAUGAGGUAGUGGCUGGCUUUGUGCCUGACAAGCUCAAGAACUUCAUUGCUCACAUUCGCAAGAUGGUGGAGAGACAAAAGAAAAAGAAGAAGCAGGCCAGAGAAUAUGGAGGAGAUAAAGAUGAAGAGGAUCAUGCAAAAAAACACUUCAAGCCUAGCUAUGAAGAGCUGCUAAUGGACUCAAGUGAUGAAGAGGAAGAACAAACGAAAGAGAGACGACCUAAGGGCAGGGAUCCAAAACAGAAGGGUGUGGCCCAGGGGCGUGCCUGGAUUAAAGAGGCCGAUGGAGAUGACCCUGUGAAUUUCCUUGACCCUGGGGUUGUGCAAAAAGUUAUAGCUACUGACCCAGCUCGAUUGGCUUCAGUCAAAAGGCCAAAAGUUAACCCGUUUGAAACUAACCAAGAAGGAAAGCUAGUUAUCACCGAGAAUGAGGGUGACAUGGUGGAUGAUAUGGACACUAAUGAGAUGAAGAAACGUAAGAGGAAACUUAACGAAGACGAGGACACUGCUGGGGCUGAUGGAGGUGGAGGGCAUGGCAUUUACCGCAAAAAUGCCCACAAGAAAGACUAUGAUUUUGAUUAUGGCUCGGAAUAUAGAGCAAAGAAAGCCAAAGGAGACAUCAAGAAGAAAGGAAAACCGGAUCCCUAUGCAUAUGUUCCUCUGAUGAGGCAGAAGCUGAACAAGAGGAAGGAGGCUAAACUGCGAGGCCAAUUCUCUGGGCUGCUGCAGAAAGCGAAGAAAGGCUCGGCUGCUGGUACCAAGCUACGGCGGAAAACAUUCAAAUAAAUUGUAAUAUAAUAAUCAUGCAUCAUUCAGUUUAUGAUGAGUUUAUAAUGUUUUCUGAGAUGGA
Messenger RNA from Halichondria panicea, 4087 nucleotides. Its product is annotated as RRP12-like protein. The record is from RefSeq and is a predicted model, not a curated record. Lineage: Eukaryota; Metazoa; Porifera; Demospongiae; Suberitida; Halichondriidae. The transcript is spliced from 28 exons. The coding region runs from base 109 to 4023 and encodes 1304 amino acids.